GUGUUCAAACCUCGCCGGUGAACAUCGUCGCGACGGCGACAGUGGUGACGGAGGAGGCCCUCUUGGGCGACGAGGAGGCUGAAAACUGCGAGGGCGGAAGCGAGAGCACCGAGAAGUCCGCGAACGAGGAGGACGAGGAUGGGGACGUUGACGUGGAGGAGUGCAGCAGCGUCGACGACGGGCCGGUCCACGGGGUGUUGGCCGACGAUCUCGCCGGGGUUAGCACGCCCUCGCGGAAACGCAGCGCGGACGGCGCCUGCAAUACGGACGAGAAGAAGCAACGUCUAAGGACCAGCUGCAACUCCGACGAGCUGCGUGACGUCGAGUGCCAACUCGAGACCAAGGAUCUCUGGGACAAGUUCAACGAACUCGGCACGGAGAUGAUCAUCACGAAGACCGGCCGACGGAUGUUCCCGACGUGCCGAGUAUCCUUCACCGGACUCAAGUCCGAAGGUCGUUACGCAGUGUUGAUGGACAUCGUGCCGGUCGACAACAAGAGGUAUCGAUACGCCUAUCAUCGUAGCUGUUGGCUGGAAGCCGGCAAAGCCGAUCCGCCGGCGCCCGCGCGACUUUACCUCCAUCCCGAUUCACCCUUCACCGGCGAGCAACUACGGAAACAGGUUGUUUCCUUCGAGAAGGUGAAACUGACGAACAACGACAUGGACAAGCACGGCCAG
This is a messenger RNA of Temnothorax curvispinosus, 677 nucleotides long. Its product is annotated as T-box transcription factor TBX20-like. The transcript is spliced from 2 exons. The record is from RefSeq and is a predicted model, not a curated record. Gene Ontology annotation, biological process: heart development; cell fate specification; positive regulation of DNA-templated transcription. Gene Ontology annotation, molecular function: RNA polymerase II cis-regulatory region sequence-specific DNA binding; DNA-binding transcription factor activity, RNA polymerase II-specific. The annotation marks the transcript as partial. Gene Ontology annotation, cellular component: nucleus. NCBI's taxonomy places the organism in Eukaryota, Metazoa, Arthropoda, Insecta, Hymenoptera, Formicidae.